AUGGCUUCAGGCUACGGUACUGGGGCCCCUGCCGAUCGGUAUCUAGGGCCCCCUCCUCCCGGCAUGGAUCUCGGCCACCCAGACGACAGAAACUGGCAACAGAGCGGCCACCGUACCCCAGAGCGAUCCAUGGCCUCGCCGGCCCUCUCACCCAACCCCAACGCAAACCACUCGGGCGCGCCAGGCCAAGCCUGGGAUAUGGACGACCGCCAGAUGGUUGAUAGAAACAACCCUCCCCGACAGAAGCCGUCGCGAUCUGCGAGCGGGCAAGUUCGAUUAUGCGAGAAGUGUGGUCUUCAAUUGACUGGCCAGUUUGUCCGCGCCCUCGAUGGCACAUACCAUCUUGAUUGCUUCAAAUGCCGUGAUUGUGGACAGAUUGUCGCCUCCAAGUUCUUCCCCGUUGACGACGAGAACGGCAACGGCCAAUACCCUCUCUGCGAGACCGAUUAUUUUAGGCGCCUUGGCCUCCUUUGUUACCAGUGCGGCCAAGCCUUGCGUGCUUCCUACAUCACCGCCCUCGAUCGCAAAUACCACGUCAACCAUUUCACCUGUUCGGUCUGUCCAACCGUUUUUGGCGCUUCCGAUAGCUAUUACGAGCACGAUGGCCAGGUGUACUGUCAUUACCAUUAUUCCACCGGCUUCGCACAGAGGUGUAACGGCUGUCAGACGGCCAUUCUCAAGCAGUUCGUCGAGAUAUUCCGAAAUGGCCAGAACCAGCAUUGGCACCCCGAGUGUUACAUGAUCCAUAAGUUUUGGAACGUGCGCCUGAGCGAGUCGAACCAGCCUCCGAAACCUACGAGACCUCCCCAGGACAACAUGGGCCGCGAUACCGUCAAGGAGGAUGAGGAGCGCAUGGAGGAAAAGGUUUACCGUAUAUGGAGCGUCCUUUCAGCAUUCGAGGAGUCGUCUGCAGCCUGCAUAUCCGAUAUGCUGCUGCACGUGAGCAAUGGUGGCUUCUUGGACGGCGUCCUUGUGGCAAAACGCUUCAUCUCCCACGUCGAGGUGCUAUUCCGAUCCAUGGACCGCCUGAGCGUGAAUAUGUCCCAUGUCAACGUUAAACCCAUGUCUUUCGGGAGGGAGGCGAAACUCCUCUGCAAAAAGAUUGUCGCCUUUUUCUCCCUAUUGUCUAAAUCCCAAGACGUCGAAUCAAAGAAAUUGGGCGUGACUCAGGAGCUGCUCUCCUUGGUGACCGGCCUCGCGCAUUAUCUUAAGCUCCUCAUCCGCAUCUGCCUUCAAGGCGCUCUUAGGCUAGAACAGGAGUCUCACGCUCCCGAUGGCCUCUACCAGUUCCUCGACGACCUCAGCGAUCUCGAAGCUCUCAGGCUAGAGGACAACUCCCUUCAGGUUCUCAAUGGCUCCUCCAAACUAUCGGCCAAGGAUUCGGACCACUGCGCUCUCUGCUCCAAGUCGGUCGAGGACGAAUGCGCCCGCAACGGGGCCUACAGAUGGCAUAUUGGCUGCGUUGGAUGUACUCGAUGCGGAAAGGAUCUCGGGAGAAGGCUGCAAGAAGCCCGAUUCAACGCAUUUGAUAAGAUGACGUACUGCAGCAACUGCAUCGCCAUCAACACGGAAGAGAUGCCGCCCUUCGAGCACAUCACCAAGUUGCAACAGUAUGUAUUCCUUCUCAAGGUCGCGCUUGCCCGCCUCCUCGACAUGCUCCGCAGCGCAGGCGUCAUCCCACCGGCAUCCGACGAUUCGGGGGCCAACGGCAACGGCACAGAGAUUUAUGGCUCGUCUUCGGAACAGACUGGAUCCGCCCAGAGGACACCGCUCGACCAGAGAUCCAAGACGUACCCUGGCGCCAACGAGAGGGAAGGCGGGAAUCGUGAAUCGACCUACGAGAAUACCCUUGCCGACGUGCGACGGUUGAGGAGUACGCGCCUCGACAAACACCUCUCGUCAAGUUUUAGGAAGGCGAGGACGUCAAGGAUCAUGGAUGGCCCCGAGGGCCGUAGCGUCCGGCCUGGUUCUUCCGGUGCGGAUGACCAGAAUCGGACUGAUCAUCAAUUUCAUAUUGUCGAGGACCGAGGUGCCAACGAUGUAGGAACAACGGACACGAUGUUUGGAAAUAAUGACGCCCUGACGCUCGACGACAUCCCGAGAAUCGUGGCCGCCGAACAGGUCCGCGAAAAGUCGAUGCCCUUGCAACAGGGUCUCUUCAGGUCGCCUAGCGUUGCAGCUGGAAAGCAGGGCAGCCACCAACGAUCGCUGUCCGCGAGCAGAGACGAGCGCCAAGGCGGCUCUGAUAUGCUACAGCGGGGAGGGAGGCGCUUCUUCUCGGAACUUUCGGGGCUGGAAUACUUCAUCGUCAGGCACUUAGCUGUCUUGACCAUGCAGCCGAUGCUCGGCGACGAGUUCCCGCUAGAAGAACUUCUCAGUUUUAUCGAAUCUCGUAAACCAGUCACGUUUUGGAAGAACUUGAGCAAGGCCUUCAAGAAUGAAAAGAAGGCUGUGAAGAAGAAGGGCGUGUUUGGAGUACCCCUCGAGCUCAUCAUUGAACGCGAUGGAGCGGACUCGACUGAUGGCGUGGGCCCCGGUGCACUACGGAUCCCUGCGGUACUUGACGACUUGAUAAGCUCCAUGAGAAAGAUGGACCUCUCGGUGGAGGGAGUGUUCCGAAAGAACGGCAACAUCAAGAAAUUGGGAGAGAUGUGCGAGACCAUUGACCGGGAGGGGUCCGACACGGUCAAUUUUAUGGAGCAGCCAGUCGUGCAGGUUGCCGCCCUUUUGAAACGCUAUCUCCGCGAGCUGCCCGACCCUCUCAUGACCUACAAGCUAUACCGGUUGUGGAUCGCUGCCGCCAAGAUCCCCGACGACGAGAAGAGGAGGCAAUGUCUUCACCUAGCCUGUUGCCUACUGCCCAAGUGCCACCGAGAUGCCCUCGAAAUCCUCUUUUGCUUCCUCAAGUGGGCCGGCUCCUUCCACCAAGUGGAUGACGAAUCGGGCUCGAAGAUGGACAUCAAAAACUUGGCCACCGUCAUCGCCCCCAACAUCCUCAUCUCCAACGAAAAGUUGCCCGCCUUGGACAGCGACCACAUGUUUGCUAUUGUUGCUGUGGAGACCUUGAUCAAUUAUCUGGAAGAGAUGUGCAUGGUACCGGACGAGCUCGCAAGCCUAGCGAGCGAUCCAUACCUCUUUGGAGGAAACGGAGAAAUAACUACGAAAGAAAUCCUGAAACGGUUCCAAGAUCUCCAAGGCCAACGGCCAUCCCAGCCCGCGGCUGAGGUGUACAACAGGCAAGACAUGUCGACGCGGCCACCGCCUCGGAGAGUGGACACCGACCCCUCUCUUUGGCAGCAGGAGAGCAGUGCUAGGCCGAUGCAGGACCCUGCGUACCCGUACCCUAACUCAGGCCCUGCGACGCCGUCGGCGGGCGUAUGGCGAAAUCGAGAGGAGGCCCCUCAAGCGUCACCCUAUGGCCAAAAACUCGACCAGUCCGACCCUCAGCUUGCACCUCCAGACCACGACGCGAACCAGUCUAGAGAGUGGCGCAACUCUGGUUGGGGAGACAAGGAAGCGGAGUAG
This is a messenger RNA of Parascedosporium putredinis, 3525 nucleotides long. The record is from the annotation of a GenBank genome assembly. NCBI's taxonomy places the organism in Eukaryota, Fungi, Ascomycota, Sordariomycetes, Microascales, Microascaceae.